GAAGAGAGAGAUCGUCGGAGAAGGACACCAUGGAAGAGGAAGCCGCCGAACCCUUGUCAAGAAAUCGCCUCUUUGAACUCCAGGCCAUCAUCGCCGAUGCCAAUGGCGACUACCCAUUUGACGAGAUGCCCUCAAGCCCAGCUUCCCUCCUCCACUCCCUCUCCCUCACCAUGGACUCCGGCGGAAAGAUCGGUCUCUUGGCCUCAAAUGUCUACCUCUCUCUCAUCCUCUGCACAGACUCUCCAGUCUACUCCUUCUUCACGCCAGUCGCCUUCCUCUCCUUCCUUCGUUCCCUUCGUCUCGCAGUCAAGGGGCGGCAGACUGAAGCCCGGCCUUCCCAGCCCAAUCGCAGAAAUGACCGCAAAAAGAAGGCCGGCCGUUCUUCUUCCCGUGUGCUUCACCAACCCGAUGAAGAGGAGGCACAAACAGAAGAAGAAAAUGAGGCAAUCGAGAUCGAAGACUUGGUUUCAGUUCUUGAGAAGCUGGAUUCCGUCGUCGGCCGCGUUAGUUUGGAGAGGUUCUCCGAUAGCUUGAAGUCUUUGAUCGAGGCAGUGGUGCAGGUGUUGGUCGUAGCUGCCGAACUCGAGAACGAAACCUCCGGAAAGGUUCGAAAGUUGUCUUAUCGCCGCCCCACUUCUGCUAAAGAUCGGCUGCCGGGUCUCUGCUUCAAGAUUUUCGUCCGUGCCUUGCAUCCCCAGCACGGGGACGUGACAAACAAUUGCGUGGAGGUGUUGAAAUCUCUCUCCCCGCUGCUUGUUUCUCAGAAUUCUCAGAUCCGUUGCCCUGCAAUCGAGUUCGUGACGUCGAACUUGACGGAGAUUGCUAAGGAAUGGCCGGAUGUCAGGAGAGCAAUGGCUGCUCUGCCAAGGUACUUAGCGGUGAAGUCAAACACCGAUAAGAUUGAUUCACGGGCGGUGGCGGUCGAUGCUGUGAUGAAGGUUGUACAGUCACUGGGAUCAGCAGAGCAGUAUGAAUUUGCUGGGUUUGUUGUUAAGAUGUCCGUGGGCAAGGUUCGAUUGAGAAUGAUGGCUAUUGAUCUUAUUGUUGCAGUGCUUGGCUUGCUGCCUGAUCCAUUAGGGAUCAGAGAAGAUGGUUUCGAAAACGACGAUGCAAGAUUUUGUGGACUAAGAUGUCUGGAAGCUUUGAUAAAUCGGUGUUCGGACAAGGUUGCUGGAAUUCGGGCAAGGGCAUUGUCCAAUUUGGCUCAUGCAGUGGAGCUUCUGUCAGCUGACAUAAGAAAUCGAAGUCGAUUGGUGGAAGCUUUGGCAUUUGGAAAUGGAAGCAGGGCUGUUCCAAAUGUUGUCCACAAAGAUAACUUGGAGAGUUUUAAUUCUGAGAUGGGGAGCCAGGGUUUGUUUUUCAACCAACAGACAAUUUCCCCAGAUUUUGGUCCCGGGCCUACACCACUCACUCCCGGCGCUUUCUGUAGAGAUUUGAAUGCAUUGGUGAGGAGGAGGUGCGUGGACGAUAAGGCCGCUGUGAGAAAAGCAGCGCUUCUUCUGAUAACAAAAUCCACUGUUCUUCUCGGAAGGGUUGUUGAUGAAUCAGUCGUAAAGACCAUUGGACUUGCUUGCUCCGAUCCUCUUGUUAGCAUCAGGAAAGCUGCUCUUUCUGCCUUGUCUGAGGUUUUCAGAAGAUUAGCGGACAACUGGGUUAUAACGGAGUGGCUUCGGUCAGUUCCUCAAAUGAUACUGGAUAAUGAGUCUAGCAUCCAAACAGAGUGUGAAAAUAUGUUUCUGGAAUUGGUUUUGGAAAGAAUUUCCAGGGCUGCUGCUGCUAGUAAGAGGGAAAGAUUUUCGGUUGAGGCAAAAGCAAAUUUAGAAUUGGAGCUUGAGUCAAUUUUCCCGGAAGGAGUGUUGCUAUUACUGAAGGAAAUGAGUGACGUUGAUGUGUCUUCAAGUGUGAAGAAGGUCUGCAGAAAUCUUGGCAAGAAAGGAAAGAUUACUGCUGCUGUUGCUCUUGCUCUCCAGAACAUCAUCACCACCUCGGAGUCUCUUUGGUUGAGCAGAGGUCUUGGUGUUGAGAAAUGGGUUGCGCCUGCCGGUGCAUGGAUGCUUCUCUCUAUAAUAUCAGAAUUCCUUCCCAAGGCUGUCGGUUGGAAGUUCUUGCAACACCACUGGCAGCUACUUGACAAGCCCACUGACUUGCAAAGCAAUGCUUAUGUCACCCCUUUGUCUAACAACAAUAAUAGGGAGACAGAUGAGCCUGAUCCAGUGUGCAUUUCUUGGGCUGGGGAUCGAGUGUUCCUCUUACAAACAAUCUCCAAUGUAGCUUUGGAGUUGCCUCCAGAAGCUGCUGCCAAUUUGGCACAUGACCUGCUUUCCAGGCUUGAGGCGUUCGAUAUGCACCCCACAGAGGUUGACGCUCAUGUCCAAGCUCUCACAACUUUAUGCAAGCGGAAAUCUGUGAACUCAACAGAAGGAGAUAUGCUGGUGUCUAAAUGGGUAGAGCAGCUGCUCGCAAAGGCCUUAGCUCUCCUCGAAAAGUAUCUUUCUGAAGUAUCACAAGCCAAAGAUACAAACAAUUUUCAAACUCCAUCUAGGUGCAGCAAAAGUAAACGUAAAGGGAAGCGCCAUACAGGAACUUCUAGUUCUACUGCACCUUCACAAGCUGCAACUGCAGUUUUUACAGUUGGCUCUCUGAUCCUUGUUUGCCCUUCUGCGGAUCUGAAAGGUAUCAUCCCCUUGUUGCAGACCAUUAUCACGUCUGGGUGCUCAGAGCAAAGACCCAAAGACAUUGCUCGUCUGAACUUUUCUAGCGAGCAGAUCUCUUCAUCCUUGUACAUCCAAGCCUGGGUAACAAUGGGGAAGGUCUGCCUUGCAGAUGACAAACUGGCAAAGCGUUACAUCCCUCUGUUUGUCCAGGAGCUUGAAAAGAGUGAUUCUGCCCCACUCAGAAAUAAUAUUAUGAUGGUGAUGACCGACUUUUGCGUUCGGUAUACCGCGCUAGUCGACUGUUAUAUCACAAAGAUAACCAAAUCUCUUCGUGACCCUUGUGAGGUUGUGAGACGACAGACAUUUAUUCUGCUUUCUAGGUUGCUGCAGAGGGAUUAUGUUAAAUGGAGAGGUGUCCUCUUUCACCGAUUUCUUCUCGCUCUUGUUGAUGAAUCAGAGAAGAUCCGAACACUAGCUGAUUUCCUUUUCAGCAGCUUCCUAAAGACUAAGGCACCACUUUUGGCUUACAACAGUUUCGUUGAAGUGAUUUUCUUGCUGAAUGGUUGCAAGGCCCAUGCUGCGCACAGUGAAUUGUACACCGGACAACGUCUUUUCACUUUAAGAGGCAGCGAUAACAAAACGCAAUCGCAAAGGAUGCACAUAUAUACUUUAUUACUUAAACAAAUGGCACCAGAGCAACUUUUAGCCACUUCUGCAAAGCUUUGUGCUGAGAUCUUGGCUGCCGUUGCUGAUGGUUUGCUUAAUCUCAAUGAACCUGGGGCACAGUCCGUUCUAAAGGAUGCUCUACAAGUACUAGCAUGCAAAGAAAUGAGGAUUCAACCCAGCCGAGGUUCAGCAGCAGCAGCUGAUGCAACUGAGAUGGACGAAGAACCAGGGAACAGCAAUGGAACAUUUGUAGCAGCUAAAGGUCGGGUAGUCAGUCAGGUAGCAAAGAAGAACCUGGUCCAGAAUGCGAUUCCGAUAUUCAUAGAACUGAAGAGAUUGCUGGAGAGUAAGAACAGCCCCCUUACAGGAUGCCUGAUGGAGUGUCUGCGUACAAUCCUGAAGGAGUAUCAAGAUGAGAUUGAGGAGAUAUUGGUUGCAGAUAAGCAGCUCCAGAAGGAGCUCAUCUACGACAUCCAAAAGGCUGAAGAAGCGACGGCUAAGUCUGCAGUUUCAGGAGUAAUGUGCAGUGGUCCAAGAUCACUCACUCGCCAAUCUGCUGCAGCUGCUGCUGUAUCUGGGAGUGCUGGUGGACAUUUGAGAAGUGGUGAUGCUAGCAGGGUGGUAUCUGCAGUGGCUGAUAUAGCUGCCUCUGCUACUGCUAAUACUGUACUUAAGGAUGUCAGCAAUGGGGUGCCCACCCCACGCUUGGAUUCGAUGAGCAUACCGAAGGUCAAGGCAGUCUCUAGAACAAAUUCUAGUGGAGGCCACACUUCUGUCGUGUUGGAGUCCUUGAGGAGAAGACAGACUUUUGAUUCAGACAGUGAGGGCUAGUAGUGGCAGCAACCCUGGCCACAUUUUUGGCUUUUGUAAUUUCUUGUUGGUUUCUACAGUGUAAAUUUCACAAGCUCAUAAUGCUCAAAUAAACAAGCUAAUUCUUACACUUCCACUUGAAAAGUAAAAGCCCAUGACAGCUUUCUA
Nymphaea colorata (pocket water lily) is the source of this 4298-nucleotide messenger RNA. RefSeq lists its product as uncharacterized. Gene Ontology annotation, molecular function: histone binding. The coding region runs from base 30 to 4151 and encodes 1373 amino acids. The transcript is spliced from 9 exons. NCBI's taxonomy places the organism in Eukaryota, Viridiplantae, Streptophyta, Magnoliopsida, Nymphaeales, Nymphaeaceae. Gene Ontology annotation, biological process: mitotic chromosome condensation; meiotic chromosome condensation. Gene Ontology annotation, cellular component: condensed chromosome, centromeric region. The record is from RefSeq and is a predicted model, not a curated record.